AUGGUUUUCACUUCUCUCCUUACAGGCACAGCCUCUCUACUCUUCCCUCUUGGAAUUCAAACAAUACCAAUUGCUGCUCUUGGGAAGAAUCUGAACCUCGCUUACAAUGAGUUUGAUGGCUCUCCAAUCCCAUCUGGGUUUGACCAGCUCACCAGUUUGACCCAUCUCAAACUCUCUUGGUUAUCCUUUUAUGGCCAAAUCCCACUGGAAAUCUCCCGCUUGACCACUUUGGUUUCUCUCGAUCUUUCUCGCAAUGAAUAUCGGAAUGGUUCUGGAUUUCAAUACCUGAAACUCGAAAACCCAAGCAUUGGAGCAGUCGUCCAAACCUAUAACAACUUGUCAGUCCAAUAUGGCAAUGGUAACUCCACAUUUACUUCCAUCCCCCAGUUUGAAUCUUUGUUGUUACGUUCUUGCAACAUCAGCACAUUUCCAAAUUUCUUGAGAAAUCAAGAGCAGUUGGGGCAAUUGGACCUUUCCUACAAUAAAAUUAGUGGUGAAAUACCCAAAUGGAUAUGGGAGAUUCCACCAUGUUUGGGUGAGAUUGGUGAUAGGCUAAGUGUGUUGAAUCUUCAAGGAAAUGCUUUCAAUGGCACCUUACUUCAGACGUUUAAAGAGGGAUGUAACAUACAAGCGCUUGAUCUCAGUGGGAAUCAAUUAGAGGGUCAAGUGCCAAGGUCUUUGGUUAAUUGCAAAAUGUUGGAGGUAUUAAACCUUGCAAACAAUCAAAUACAUGACACCUUCCCUUUUUGGUUGGAAGCUUUGUCUCAGUUGCGUGUUCUCGUCUUGAGAUCGAACCAAUUUCAUGGUACCAUUGGGCAUCCUAUAACAAAUCACCCUUUCCCUCUGUUACAAAUUUUCGACCUCUCUUUCAAUAGCUUUGAGGGUAAUUUGCCAUCAAAUAUGUUCAAGAGCUGGAAGGCAAUGAUGGAUGAGGACAAAUCCCAAUCUUUGGUCCUUGGCAAAAUGAUACCUGGAAGUUCCAUAUACUAUCAAAACAAAGUGUCUCUAGUCAUCAAAGGGCGACAGAUCGAACUAGUAAAGAUCCUUACAGCCUUUACUGUAGUGGAUCUCUCGGAGAACAAAUUUCAUGGAGAUAUCCCAAAAUCAAUUGGGGAUCUAAAGUCCCUCAUUGUGCUCAAUAUGUCCAACAAUGAUUUAACUGGUGGAAUUCCAACAUCACUUCAGCAUCUAAGGGAUCUAGAGUCAUUAGAUCUCUCACAUAAUAAAUUGUCUGGAGAGAUCCCUUGGCAGCUAACAGAUCUAACAUUCCUUGCAAUGUUGAAUCUCUCACAGAAUUUCCUCAUGGGAAAAAUACCACAAAGCCGGCAGUUUCUUACAUUUAACAACGAAUCAUUCAAAGAGAACUUAGGAUUGUGUGGACCUCCACUAUCAAAGAAAUGCGCAGAUGCAGAGAGUGCACCACCGUCCGCUUUGUCAACAUUGCAAUCCGAAAGGAAAUAUGACUGGGAAUUAAUGCCUCCAGUUCCUCCUCCUCUGCGGCUUCUGAAGGAGAUGCUUGUUCUUCAGCAGAAUCAUUUAAUUCGAAAAAAGCAGGGCAUGAGAAACCAAAAGAAUAGAGAAGAUCUCUACCAUGUUUAA
Magnolia sinica is the source of this 1599-nucleotide messenger RNA. RefSeq names its product receptor-like protein 54. Lineage: Eukaryota; Viridiplantae; Streptophyta; Magnoliopsida; Magnoliales; Magnoliaceae. Bases 1 to 1599 code for a protein of 532 amino acids. The record is from RefSeq and is a predicted model, not a curated record. Gene Ontology annotation, molecular function: protein binding. The transcript has 5 exons.